Molecule: messenger RNA, 9483 nt
Organism: Penicillium griseofulvum
Lineage: Eukaryota; Fungi; Ascomycota; Eurotiomycetes; Eurotiales; Aspergillaceae
Product: AMP-dependent synthetase/ligase
Exons: 3
Coding region: 1-9483 (3160 amino acids)
Biological process (GO): secondary metabolite biosynthetic process; amino acid activation for nonribosomal peptide biosynthetic process
Cellular component (GO): cytoplasm
Molecular function (GO): catalytic activity; phosphopantetheine binding
Source: RefSeq, a predicted model, not a curated record
AUGGCGAUGUCUCGUCAUGCAACUGGGACGGUCCGGUACUUUGUCCUCGAAUUCGAAUGGUUCCCAAUGGCUCAUCAAUUCUGGCAAGAUGAAUUUGCAGACCUUGAAACUUCUCCGUACCCAAACCUCCCAUCGACUGGUUAUCACCCCGAACUCAAGCACACCAUUGAGCACGAGAUAGACUGGUUAGACUGGAGCGAUUUUCACCAUGAUCAAUGUACCUUGUCCACCAGACUACAGGCCGCAUGGGCCCUACUGUUGGCCCAAUACGCCAACAGCGAGGACAUAGUGUUUGGAACAAAUGUGGCCAGCGAAUGGAGGGAUUGUCAUAGAGCUGAGAAUGCCCCAAGUAUCCAAGGCAGUUGGAAAUAUGUCAUACCAUUUAGAGUUCCAGUAUCAUGGUACUCAGACCUCGUGGAGUGGUUGCAAAUCAUGCAAACUCGAAUUGAAGCUAUUGAAGAGGUUCUCGAAUGGGGAGGAUUGGACCGCAUCAGGUCUUGUAGUCCACAGGUAGCGGAAGCUUGUGAUCUUCGCACGAUACUGCUGAUUCGGGAAAUUGACGAGGAACAACAAGAGGAUACCCAACCCUUAUCAACCGAAGGAGUCUGCAAUAUGGGUAGUGUCGCCCUAAUUGUGGAAUGUCUGCCAUCUGCUCGCCUGCAGAAUCUCUCUGUACGAUUCCAUAUUGAUGAGGCUAUUGUGAAUGGUAUUCAAGCCAAGCAAAUGAUGUUUCAGUUCACAAAUCUUAUCCGCCAGCUCUGUCAAGUGAAUUUUCACGAGAAGGGAAAACAUAUUAUCGGCCUUGACACCAUAUGCGAAGAAGAUAAAACUCUCAUCUGGAAAUGGAAUGGGUCUCGUCCGCGGAAUAAUGAUAUCUGCAUCACCGAACUGUUCAGUCAACAAGUCAAGAGACGUGCAAAUCGGGCAGCUGUGCAUGCUUGGGAUGGCCUUCUCACAUACUCCCAACUGGAUGAGCAAUCAACGCUACUAGCCAAGUACUUGGUGCACACCCAGGUUGCUGGUCCAGGUCAGAUUGUUCCGGUUUGCUUUGAUAAGACCAUAUGGACGACAAUAACCAUAUUGGCGAUUGCAAAAGCCGGAGCCGUUUUCAUCCUGCUUGAUCCGUACCAACCUCGGAGCCGCUUAGCAGCAAUUAUGGCUCAAAUCCAAUCCUCCACCAUUUUGGCGAGACCAGAUACGGCUGAGCUAGCUCAGUCCAUCACUACUCAUGUAGUGAUUGUUGACGAAGGCUUCAAUGGGGUGGGGUCUUUCGAGACAGCUCCGCUAGGAGGCACAUCAUUGCCAUCGGAUCAUCUCUACAUCGUCUUCACAUCAGGCAGUACUGGAACACCGAAAGGUGUCACUAUAUCCCAUGCAAAUCUUGCCUCCGCAGUCGCCCAUCAAGCACGCACUCUUGGAUUCAACACAGGUGUUCGCACAUUUGAUUCGUCUUCAUAUACCUUUGACGCAUAUGUUUACAAUACUUUUUAUACGCUCUUGACGGGCGGUUGUCUGUGCGUUCCUUCUGAAACGGACCGUAUCAAUAACUUGCAAUUGGCCUUGCAGAAGUUGGAUGUCGAGUUUGCCCAAUUGACCCCCUCGACCUCCCGGUUGCUUGACCCAAAUAAGCUCCCACGCCUACGCACUUUGAUUCUUACUGGCGAGAAAAUAAACCGCACCGUACUCGACCCCUGGUUGCAAACAAAAGGACGAGUGCGUGUCAUCAAUGCGUAUGGACCAUCGGAGUGUACAAUAAUGUGUGCGGCAAACUGCAAUAUUACCUGCGCUGAAGAUGCGGAGAGCAUUGGGUUUGGUCUGGGUGCCAACCUUUGGAUCGCCGAUCUGCAUGACAUUAACCGCCUGGCGCCAGUUGGGGCGGUGGGCGAGCUACUUAUCGAUGGGCCGAUCGUCGGGCAAGGAUAUCUCGGCGAUGAGCAAAAGACCACGGAGUCUCUUGUGCAAAUACCCAAUGGUUAUCUGCCAGGAGUGGCACUCGCACCAACCUCCCCGAUGUUUCGUACUCGCGACUUAGCAAGAUACAACUCUGAUGGUUCAAUUUCCUUUAUUGGGCGCGCAGACACACAAAUAAAAAUCAAUGGACAACGCGUCGAAAUCGGUGAAGUUGAAUAUCAUCUUGGUCAGCUCUUACCCGACGGAAUUCUUCCGAUUGUGGAGGCGGUUCAAUGGCCAUCCGGCCAGAAGCAGCUCCUGGCAUUCAUCUACUUAGAUGAAGAAACGGGAGGGUCUGUCUCACACAUCAGGCGCCUGGUAGGGGAUAUGAUUGCAGGCUUAGAUGAGAAAUUGUCUGACAGACUGCCUCGAUUCAUGAUACCAUCCGCAUUCUUCCCACUCCAGUCUGUCCCCAUGACAGCCUCGGGAAAGACGGAUCGUAAGACGCUACGAAGUAUAGCACUAGCGUCACCCGAUCGACUACUUGACCUUUACUCUGUGGAGACACUCGGAGAGCCACUAAUGGAUGAUUCAAUUAGGCCAUUGACCUCAGAUGAGCUCAUCCUGGGGGAUUUCUGGACAAAAGUGUUGAUAAUCCCAAAUGACACUUCACUUCGACCCCAUGACAAUUUUAUUGCCAAGGGAGGAGACUCUUUGGCAGCCAUGCGUCUUGUAGCAUUGCUUCAUGAGGAAGGAUACGGUGGUUUGAGCGUUGCAGACAUUCUCCAACAUCCACAUCUUUCGGAUUUAGCAGGGUUAUUACAACGACGAGACCGGUAUGACCAACAUUAUGUUGCCGAUAUCUCGACUGAGCCAUUUUCGUUGCUACUGGGACCAAAACCAGAACCAAACGAAAUCAAUGCAAUUUUUAUCAGAGUCUCGGAAAGCUGCCAGUGCAAUCCCGCCGACAUCGAGGACAUAUACCCCUGCUCACCUAUCCAGGAGGAGAUGAUGGUGCUGGCAGCUCGAAACCCACAGUCAUUUGUCACACAAACCGUGUUGACUCUGGAACCCGAUGUGGAUCUGGAAACGUUUGUCCUCGCAUGGAAGAAUGUGUCAAUGUCAACGCCAAUAAUUCGAACGCGGAUUAUCGAUAUGAAAGCGAACCAUCUUCGUGGCGCUCAGCAUCAAAACUUUGCCCAAGUUGUAUUGAAAUGCUCUUUGUCGCUAUCCAAAUGCCCUGAUCUAGAUGAGUGUCUACAAUCUGAACGGGAGGCUGGCAUGGGAGUCAAUGAGCCACUGUUCAGAAUCGGGAUUGUUGAGCAGGGUUCCUCUGAUACUGAUACAAAACCAGAGUCUCGUACUCGGGUCGUCUUUACGAUGCAUCAUGCCAUCUAUGACGGUUGGUUCCUCAGUCAGAUUGGCGAUGAAGUAUUCAGCACGUAUAAUAGUCUGAAGAAAGGGGAUAUUUCGGGAGGAUCUAUGAUUCCAUACCGUAACUUUAUUCAAUAUCUUCAUGGGUCAGAAUCAACAGCAGCCGGGCAGUUCUGGACAGAUUACCUUCAAGAUGUCAAUCUGGUCGGAUUCCCGCCACUUCCAGAGGCAAAUUAUAAGCCAUACGCAACGGCUAUCGAGGAGCUCAAUGUGUCUGGGAUUGACUGGGCUAAUACCAAUGGAUUUACACCAAAUAUUCUCAUUCAAACUGCCUGGGCACUUGUCUUGUCUAAACGCUCCGGGGCCAGUGAUAUCGUUUUCGGUACUACACUCCUAGGCCGACAAAUCUCGCUGCCUGGAAUUGAGCGAGUGGGUGGCCCGACGAUUACGACUGUCCCAGUACGCAUAACGAUAGACUGGGAAGGGCACGAUGCCUUGAGUUUGGUUCAAAUUACGCAGAACCAGGCAGGGAAGAUGAUUCCUUUUAUGCAUUAUGGCACCUCCCGCAUCCGUCGUCUGAACUUUGAUGCAGAGCAGGCCUGUCAGUUCAAUACAUUUCUGGUAGUACAACCAGCACUGCAAUAUUCAGAAUCAAACCCACAGCCACUAUUCGAUCUCGGAGAUGGUCGUGAUGACAUCCAGGCUUUCAACACUUACGCAGUCAUGCUGGAAUGCUGUUUGACAUCAGAUGGUCUCAUUGUUCGAGCCAGCUUUGAUGAAAUCGUCCUGAGCAAGGAGGAGAUUGGAGAGAUAUUGGCAGACCUCCAGAAAAUCCUCUCAUUCCUUUCCACCGCGUCAAAGGAAUCCCCAAUUCUGAGCGAGGUCGGCAUCUUAUCAAAGAUAGAGCGGGAUCGUAUUGCUGCCCUUAGGAAACCUGGUCGAAAUGUCCAUGUUCUUGAGGCAGAAGCUCGUCUCAAAGAAUGUCUACCGGAUGAAGUGGAGAAUUGCGGGUUGAAUCUUGUUAACAUCCCAGGGAUGUCCAAACAGCUGGUGGCUUUUAUUUCCAUGACAGAAAAUGACACAACCCCUUCAAAGCUGCUGGAUGUUCUCUCUAGACCGCUUGGUCAACUUUCGGAAAAGCUCAGCCGACACAUGCUGCCAACGAGGUUCCUUGUCCUCCCCCAGCUACCCAUGAUAGAGCCCGGCCAGAUCAACCGAGACAAGCUGAGCCAAAUAGCCAUUGAGACACCGACGGAUCAGUUCCUCGACUACUCAGCUUUCGUAAAAUAUCGAAGGGCCUUCGAUGAUCCACCACGGACGAAAGCGGAACUCGUAUUGCAGCAUCUCUGGGCAGCUACCCUGGAAAUUGAUGCUUCUUCAAUCGGUCGACAGACCUCCUUCCUGGCUAUUGGAGGAGAUUCACUUUCGGCAAUGAGACUAGUCGCUGGUCUUCGGGGGGAAGGAUACUUUUUGCAAGUUGCUGACGUGCUGCGCACCUCUCACCUAGCAGACCAGGCCAUCAAGAUGGUUGAAGAGGGUUCCGAAAAUAAUGCACCAUUGCUCCAGCCAGUUGCACCGUUCUCACUCCUCGAGGAAUCAAUCAAUAAGGAAUCCCUCGCUGUGGCUUGUCAUGUUCAGCCGUGGGAGAUUGAAGAUGCGUAUCCCUGUUCUCCUAUCCAGGAGGCGAUGUUGGCUCGUACCGUCCUCCAAGCCGAUGAAUUCGUAUCCCGCGGUCUCAUUCCGCUUCCCGUGGACGUCGACGUGAAUCGAUUGAAGGAAGCUUGGAAUACAGUGAUUGCUGAAACCCCAGUUCUUCGCACUCGUAUAGUUGAGUCUGCCGGACAAGGAUUGUUACAGGUUGUUACCAAGGUAGCCGUACAAUGGCUGGAGCUUGGGACUCGGGAGGAGGAAACACCGACAACCGUCGGGAUUGGGGGGCCCCUGCUUUCUUUCUCCCUCAUAAAACCCUCCUCCGCGUCUGAGACAAGUCCCCGUGGCUCUGCAGCCCUCUUCAUGACCAUUCAUCAUGCAAUUUACGACCGAUGGUCUGCAUCAUUGAUCAUGAGAAGGGUUGAGUCCAUUUAUCGUGGCAUUGCCCCAACCAGGAAUCUGAUUCCAUACAGCCGGUUUAUUCAAUAUAUUGUCCAGGAAGUGGACGAGGAGCAGUGCCGGGAUUUUUGGACGGGAUACUUGGCCGACUGUGCUGCACCGCAGUUCCCCGCUUUGCCUAACCCCAAGUACCAGCCAAUCGCCAAUAUGGCGUCCAAACGAGAUGUACAGGGCAUUAAAUGGCCUAAAGGCUUCACUCCAGCAACAACAUUGAAGGCUGCCUGGGCUAUACUAAUUUCGCAGUAUUGUAACUCACAUGACGUUGUGUUUGGGUCAACCGUUAUGGGUAGACAAGCACCUCUCGCUGGAGUUGAGCUAAUUGCCGGCCCAGUCAUUGCCACAGUUCCUAUUCGGGUAACAUUGAAUUGGCAAUUACCUCUCCGAACUUUGUUACAGGGCAUUCAAUCAGCGGCAGCACAGAUGAUUCCAUUUGAACAAUAUGGACUCGGGCGCCUGCAACGAUUGAACCCGAAUUCCCUCCAGGCCUGCCACUUCCAAUCUCUGUUUGUUAUUCAGCCGCGAGCCGAAGAGGACAGCCAAAAGAAUUUCUUGUUCUUGCAGCGAAGUGAGAAUGAUACCAUAGGCCAAACGUACGCCUUGGUCCUGGAAUGCGUCUUGGGUGGUUCGUCGUCCGUAUCAUCGACGGACGCAGUCACGCUGAGUCUUAGCUUUGACGACCAGGUUAUCGAUGGGCAACAAGCAGACCGACUCUUGCUUCAGCUCGAACACAUUCUCAAACAAUUGUGCAAACACGAUGAUACGAUGGAAAAAAUGCCACUUUCUGAACUCGACUUACUUUCAGAGGAGGACCGCCAGCAGAUCUGGGCUUGGAACGAAACCCUCCCAGAAACAAUUGACAGUCGAAUUGACAACAUGAUCGCAGAGCGCGUGAGUGAACAGCCAAACUCACUCGCGAUCGACGCUUGGGAUGGUCAAUUAACCUAUCGGGAACUGUUCGACAACGCCCGCGAACUGGCUAAUUGGCUGGUGACAGAACAAGGAGUUGGACCAGAGAUUUCAGUUCUCCUCUGCUGUUCAAAAAGUAUGUGGACGCCUGUGGCGAAGCUGGCAGUGAUCAUGGCUGGUGGUGUAGUGGCCCUUGUGGACCCAUUCCAGGCCGUUGAACGCUUGCGGUCCAUCGCUUCCCAGGUCGAUGCUCGGUUGACCUUGGCAUCACCAACAACCAAAGAGAUUGCAGCAAAGAUUACUUCAACCGCAGUGUAUGUCGUUGAUGCCGCGUUCAUCCAAGGCUUGCAUGAUACAUGCCUAGUGGUUGACAACUCAUGGAUUCCAAUUGUGUCGGGCAGCAAUGCUCUGUACAUAAUAUUUACUUCGGGAAGUACGGGAACCCCCAAAGGGGUCAUCAUUACCCAUGCCAAUGCAUGUAGCGCUGUGGUUCACCAGAAGCAACACUGGGGUUAUGAUUACACCACUCGGGUAUUUGAUUUGUCCUCUUAUAGCUUUGACUUUGUGUGGGCGCCAUUUCUCCACGGACUGUGUGCGGGUUCGUGCAUCUGUAUCCCCUCCGAAGAUGAACGCCGUAAUGAUAUCGCGGGUGCAAUUCAAAGACUACGCAUCAAUUAUCUGAACAUCACGCCUUCCCUAGCGCGAUCUCUGGACCCCAGAUCCUUCCCAGAUAUAAAGAACAUCACUAUGGGAGGCGAAGUUGUUCAAUUAAAAGAUGCCACUCGUUGGGGGGAGAAGGUCAGAGUUAUCAACCUCUACGGUCCAUCUGAGUGCACGAUAGGCAGCACAAUGGCAGUAUAUGGAGUGGACUUCAACAGAAUAGUGAAUAUUGGUCAAUCCCAUGGUUUGAACGCGUGGGUUACAUCUUGUGCUCAGCCGAACAAGCUGGCUCCCAUCGGUGCCAUUGGAGAGCUUGUCCUCGAGGGGCCCUUGGUUGGAAGGGGGUACCUGAAUAACCCUGAAAGGACAGCCAGCGUAUUCAUAGAAAAGCCUCCCUGGCUGUCUGCGAUUGACGAUGAUUCAAUUCCUCGUGGCCAACGGGGAGGCUUGUAUCGCACAGGUGAUUUGGUGAGUUGGAACAGUUACGGUAGAUUGAUGUUUGUGGGCCGAGCGGACACGCAAGUCAAGAUCCGUGGACAGCGUGUGGAACUGGAAGAGAUCGAAUUCCAUGCCAGUCACUUUCUUGGCCCUUCGUUCAUGGUAGUGGCCGAGGUUAUCGAAAUACGCAAUACAGGAGACUCCGGAUACAACUCCCAGAUGUUGACCUUAUUUUUGGCGUCUCGCAAUGGGAAGGAAAGUACAAAUAUCGGUGAAGAAUUGCAGCAGUUUACCAAAACACAGCGCAAAGAGUUGAACAGAUAUCUUACACAAGCCCUCCCUGUGUACAUGGUUCCCUCAUCCAUGUUGGAAUUGGAGCGGAUUCCACUUAUGCCCUCCGGGAAGAUUGAUCGCACGAGGCUCCGAGAAAUCGGAGCGAGCAGCAAGUUCCAAGACGUCCAAUACAAUGAACCCGUCGAGGAACUGCAGACAGACUGUGAGAUAGUCCUGAAGGACUUGUGGUCAAGUCUGCUCGCAAUCUCAAGUGACAGGAUAGGCCGCCAUAGUAACUUCUUCGAUCUCGGGGGCGAUUCCAUUAUGGCCAUCCGCCUGGUAGGAGCUGCUCGACAGCAACAACUUCCUUUGUCGGUGACCCUCGUCUUUCAGAAUCCGCAGCUCGACGACAUGGCAGCCCGACUGUCAACUCCCUUUAGUGAUGAACGGGCGCACCGUUUUGACCCUCCUGAUAAUGGACACCUUACCGAGUCCCCAAACCAGGUGCUUCCAGGGAAAUCUCAGGUUGCAAACCUUCUUUCAGUCCCCGAGGAUAUGAUCUGCGACAUUCUUCCAGUGACUGAUUUUCAGCGCUAUGCCAUCCGCUCUGGUUUCACUCAACCUCGCACUGAAUGGAACUAUUUCUCUAUGAGAUUCACCGGCCUUACCAACAUUGCUAAUUUGACAAAUCUCUGUCUUCGGCUUGUAUCAUUGUUGGAGAUACUGCGAACUGUUUUCGUGCCUCAUAACUAUGAUGGUGAAUACAUCCAGGUCAUCUUGCGUACCUUAAAACCAAAUGUCACGGUCAUCCGUGAUCUUGACGAGCUAUUGGACGAGGCAUGUGCGAGAGUAUGUUUGAAUGAACUGGAAGAGAAGCUUAUCCCAGGCUCGCCAUUUGUCAACUUCUUCAUUUUCCAAUCCCAAAAGCACAAUAUGUCGCAAUUGGUAAUUGGUAUCUCCCAUGCUCUCUACGACGGAAUCAGUUUAUCACAAAUGGCCGAACAUUUUGGCGCGCUCUAUGAUGAACGCCCAGUCCCAAUUGUCGGUCAAUUCUCUUCUUACAUAAACUCAAUCACUUCUGCCACUUCCAACUCUUCUCGGGCAGCUUCAUACACCUACUGGCGCUCACUGUUACAAGACGCACCGGUACCGACAAAUAUAACUUACGAUAACUCCAGACUUCGUCCCGGAAAUCGAAUGCGCAUAUGCAGGGAGGUCAGCGUUUCUCAACCUCCCAAACGUGCUACUGUGGCAACGGUGUUUACUGCCGCAUGGGGUAUAGCACUUGCCCGGGUUACUGGGCAAAGUGACGUCGUGUUUGGCCGUGCUGUCUCCGGGAGGACAUUGACAUCUGCUACUGCAGACCACGAGAGAAUCAUCGGGCCGUGUCUGAACCUUGUACCAGUGAGGAUGAGCGUUUCCAAUUUUGAUCCUGCCACUCCAUGCUCUACUGCAGACAAGUCCCAGAUCAUAGAAUCGCUGCAGUCCCAGUUCAUCGACUCCAUCCCCCAUGAGACCAUUGGCCUGUCCGAAAUCGCGAAGAAUUGCACCAAUUGGCCGAAAGACAUCUCGGAAUUUGGCUCGGUAUUCUACUUUCAAAACAUUGAGCAGCAAACCGCUGUUCUAGUGGGAGGCCAAGACAUAGUGUUUGCCGCUCUCCCACUUGACCGACCAGACCCUCCUGAGCCACCCCGACUAAAUGUGUUGCCACGGGGCGAGACGCAAUAUACAUUGGAGCUGUUGGUGCCAGAGCAAAUGGCAAAAAACAAUGCCUGGUCGCAGAUUUUGGACGCGAUGGUCGAGUGGCUCGAUGCUUUUUCUUCCGGUGACUAA